CGCCACACGUCAUCAUUUCUACAUGGCCGAGCCCUCCAGCCCCUGGUACCUUAAUGAAUGAAGAGGUUGUUUUCGUAGAAAGCUUCUCAACCCGGAUUUAGUGCUGUGAUCAAAAGACGCACUGGGUUAGGCGCAGCCGAGCGUCGCCGCGAUCUCAGUUGCAGGUUUUUGUUUUGUUUUGUUUUUUGGACGGAGUGGGAAACUUCUUCAAGGAAGAAGACGGUUGCGGAGAUAUGUUUAAGAAAAGUAAGAGCAAAGUGCUGGUGGAUUACGCUUCAGAGGAAGACGACAUGUCCUGGCACCAUCAUCACUCCUACAAGGGCAAAGACGUAGAAGGAGAGGAAGAGGAUGACAAAGCUGUUCCUGCAAUUUUUAAGGAGGCCAAAGUGAAGAAGAUCAUGUCCAAGAAGGAAAGGAGGGAGAAGAAAAUGUUCUCCUCCAAAGAUGAUGAGCACCUCUUGUUGACUGGGGAGAAACUGGGGGACUGGCGAGGGUGCAACAAGAAGAUAAAAGAUGAUGGGAAAGAGAAGGACAAGCCGGAAAAGGGUCACUGUUUUUGGGACAGUGUUACCAUGACAAUGAGGCAGAUCUCACCCGCCAAGAAGUUGGAGAAGAUAGAAGGCUGGGACCCGCCUCAGAUCGGGAAUAUAACCGAAUCCGAGACUGAACAAGCCUCCAAAUUCAACGGCCACACAGAGGACUCACAGGUGUCCUCCCCCAACUCGCUUGGACCCAAACUGGAAUCGCCCUCCUGGGCGAGCAGCGGUCUGGAGGAGGACUCGUCACGUUACGCAAACCUGUCGGAUUCCAACAAUUCUACAAACGCUGUCAGAUGGACAGCCCGCGCCAAAGGCAAGCUCGCCGGAAUCAGCAGGAUGAGUCGAGGGAUUGUGUCAGAGAAUGCAUGGGAGGGGCUUAAAUAGUAGCCACGCCCACAUCUCCACCUUCCUCCACACCUGGUGUGUUCCAUCAGUAAACAGGAAAAACACCUGAACCAAAAUUGUGCUUCUUCCAUUCUGGAGGACCCAGUUAUAAGACAGGAGAUUAUAUACGUGAUCUUAUUUUUACUUUUAGCUCUGAAUUCCUUGAUUAGUUUGAUCACUGUGCUUUUACAGGACUGGCUGCUCCGAUAAAGUAAAAUCCACCAAGCAUUUUGGUGGAAGAUUUAUAGAUGCAUAUUUAAUAAAUAAUAAAAAAAAAAAAUCUGGUGAGAAUUUAAAAUCAUUUGUUUAGUGAGAGAUGCAUUUUCUCUAUUAGAUACCUUUGUCCAUUAGCCAGAGCUGCAGCUAACUUACUUAGCUUUUAGAUACUUUGAAAACAAGUGUAUUGAUCUGAUUUGUGAUCAGAUAACGUAUCCUGCACGUGUUCAUAAUUUAAUGUUAAUCUGCCAUCUACUUCUCAGGGGGAGCUCCAGUUGCAGGUGUGGAGGGUGCGACACUCCCAACGCCCCGGUGUGCCACUAAUUUUAUAAUUUCAUGACAUAGUUAAACCUUGCAGUCGUGCCUUUAGAUAGUUGCUGAUGAAUAUUAUCUUCACACUGACAGUAUGAUACUGAUUGCAAGAAUCUCAAGAAGCAAACAGUCCCGCUCGCCUGAAUCUGUUCAGUACGCAACGUUCACAGCCAAUCUUUAAUGUGAUUGCGUCAGCUACUCAACUGUACCUUUUUAAUCUGAACAAACAUUGCACUGGAAUGUAGACAUUUUUAUCCCACCAUGAAAUACGUGAUUUCCAUUGACGUGAUUUGACGUUCAGUGAGAACUGAUUAGAAUAUGCAAUGUUUCUACACAUUUCUUGUGUAUGAAAUGUUCACGCCUUUCUAUGCAGCUAAAAAGUAAAGAAUGUGAGUCUAAAGCCUUAAUUUAAAUACUGAUAAAGAGCUUAAAAACUCUGUGCAAUUAUGAAAAGACCAAGUUUGUGUUUGUGAAUUUUUUUUUUAGGUCAGAAUGCAAAUGUGUUGCUGAUUAUUUUAUUUAAACUGCACUGCCGAAGAGAUAAAACGUAAAGUCUCUUUCUGAAGAAAGCAGUGAUGUCACACCUGUAAAGUGCCAGCGACCAUUGUGACAUCAGAUUUACUGUAAGCUGUCAUUAGACCAACAAUACGAAAACACUGCUGUGUUUAUUAUAGUUCCAGCUGUGCCGGCGCAUCAUCCCAGCAUGCAACACUGUUGCACCAAGGUCACAGCGCCCUGCAGACGUGCUGUGUUCUCUGUGACCAACCUUCAUACAGGUUUUCAUGAAUAAACUGCUUUUCGCCCGAUGACCAGUAGCAGAGGAGUUUUGGUUGGUUUUCAAAGAAUUUCUUCAAUCAGUCACAAACUAUUUAAAUUCACGAAUCGUCUUUAUAUUUCCUCUUCUUUGUUUUAAUGUUAUUGCUGAAUUAUAUUGAUAAAGAGAUCUAGUUUUGCAGUCACAAGUGCACAGAUGUAGCAGAAAGGAUCGAUGUAUCCUGUUUUUAUUCACUAAUGUGCUGAGUGACACUUUCUCAGCCAGAAUAAAGAUGUAGACCAACA
Thalassophryne amazonica is the source of this 2510-nucleotide messenger RNA. RefSeq names its product testis development-related protein. The record is from RefSeq and is a predicted model, not a curated record. The transcript has 4 exons. Gene Ontology annotation, biological process: spermatogenesis. Gene Ontology annotation, cellular component: cytosol; nucleus. The coding region runs from base 234 to 923 and encodes 229 amino acids. NCBI's taxonomy places the organism in Eukaryota, Metazoa, Chordata, Actinopteri, Batrachoidiformes, Batrachoididae.